GCUUGAAUUUCCCAAAAAUAAAUGAAUACAAAAAAAAAAAAUUGAAAAGUAAAUAGUUAGCCCAGCCGGCCGGCGGCGGCCACUCUUAUCUCUCCACAGACACACACACACACACACAUAUAUUUCUCCUCCUACGAAUGUUUUUUCCGCAACAACCACUAGACCCAGUGACAUGCGAGAGUAAAGCUUUCAUUUUGUUGUAUAAAAAUGGAGUUAGAAAAAGGCGUACGGAGAUGGUUAGUUGACAUAUCCGAGUGGAACCCUUCUCCCCAAGACUUCUUCUUCGCCAUCUCUUUUCUUCCUCCACACGAGCAUUCCUCUAUCACCAGAUUUGUGAAACUGGAAGAUCGAAAAAGGGCACUUGUGAGUAAGCUGCUUCAGUAUGCUCUUGUUCAUGAAGUGUUGGGAAUCCCACUUGAGGAAAUUGUCAUUAAACGCACUGCUGAGGGCAAACCCUAUCUGGAAUGCGAUAACGUGAACUUGGAAUUUCCAAAUUUUAACUUCAAUGCAUCCCAUCAUGGUGACUACGUGGCAAUAGCUUCUGAACCAGUAUGCCUCGUGGGGUUGGAUAUUGUUUCACACUUCAUUCCCGAGAGAGAGACAAUUCAAGAAUACAUUCAGAACUUCUCAUCAUACUUCUCAAGUUUGGAAUGGAAUAAUAUUAUUAAUGCCGACACUUGUGAUGGAAUGUUAAAUGAGUUCUACAGAUAUUGGUGUCUGAAGGAAGCAUUUGUGAAGGCCAUGGGGAUUGGAGUUGGGUAUAGAUUGGAUCAUGUGGUAUUUCAUCACACUAACUGGACCAAUAUAUUUGUUGAAGUUGAUGGGGAAGAACUGAAGGAUUGGAGAUUUUGGCUUUUUGAGCUGGCAAAAGGGCAUUUGGUAUGCAUUGCUAAGGGUCACCCCAGGACUGCCACCAAGAGUUACAAGAAAACACUAAAACGACUGCAGUUUGACGAAGAGGAGUACCAUUUGGGUCUUCAUCUUCCAAGUGUAGGUUUUAUGUUGCAAACAGUAAACGAACUCAUUUCAGUCUUGAGCAGUGUAGGUGGACGGCACUGAUGUAGGAAGAAGGCCUGAUGAUAUAUUAAAAGCUGAAGGGCUAUAGUUGGUCAGAAAUAAAAAAGCAAGCUCCCGGCAAUAGAGUUAACCAUAACAGUGUCAUAAAUAUCAAUUUUGUUAUUCCCAUUCCAGCUCCUCUUGGCUUAGGUCUCCUGAUUGUCCGGUGACCAUUUGCAACAGGCAAGGUUAAAAUAUAGGAGACACUGCCAUAGACUUGUCAGAACGGAAGGCCCUUCAUGGGUGAAUUUAUUAUUUGCAUCAGCCGAAUCCCUUAUUGUUGAAAUGAAAGUACAAAAUUUUCUGGCUGAUUACAAGAAAGUGGGUUCUUAGAAUCAUUGCCUUCCAUUUCAGGGUGGUGGUGAUUCUGCUUUCUUUGACUUCCGCCUUAAGGGUGGGAUGGAAUAGCAUGGAAAUUCAUUGGAAGCAGCAAGUAAGCCAACCCUAGUUCCAUUCAUUAGGAUGGAUUUCUGGAUGGAAGGGCAUGCUCUAAGUCGGCAUAUAGGGUUUGUAUUUCUGGAUGAGCUAAAGGGUUUGUAUUUCUGGAUGAGAGAAAUGCUAAUCAAUUCUGCUAGAUGGUUGUUGUAACAAGGGGAGCUUGUCCCACAUUUGAUCCGGAUCAAAAAGUGAAUGGGUAUAUAUGGAUUGGGUGUUAACCUCACUUGAACUUUUGGAUUGAAUCGCAAAGCACCCACCGUUACAAUUGGUUUAAGAGCCAUACUCCUUGGCAUAACAAUAAGGUGGGGGAGUGACCUUUUUAAAUUAUUUUGAUAUGUUUCAUUUUUCACUAGCUUCAACCAUCAACUUAGGGUAUGUAUAAAUUUUAUAUUAAAGAUUUGUGUAAGUUUUUGUCGAUUUUUAUUUAAAAUUCUCUUA
Cornus florida is the source of this 1932-nucleotide messenger RNA. RefSeq lists its product as uncharacterized. Lineage: Eukaryota; Viridiplantae; Streptophyta; Magnoliopsida; Cornales; Cornaceae. The coding region runs from base 208 to 1059 and encodes 283 amino acids. The record is from RefSeq and is a predicted model, not a curated record. Gene Ontology annotation, molecular function: holo-[acyl-carrier-protein] synthase activity; magnesium ion binding. Gene Ontology annotation, cellular component: cytosol. The transcript is spliced from 5 exons.